CUUGUCCCCUUCAUCCUCACCCAGAUUCUGGUAAUAACUACAAAUACUUUGUAACCCCAAUGUCCAAUUUCCAUCUGAUAAGGUCUAUCCAGCAUUUUGGUAUCUACUGGUUCAAUUGUCUUUUAGCAGAUUAGUUUUUUGAUUAAGAAUGGAGUCUGGAGCAAAGGCCAAAAAGGGUGCAGGGGGUAGAAAGGGAGGAGGCCCUAAGAAGAAGGGGGUGUCCAAAUCAGUCAAGGCAGGGCUACAGUUCCCUGUUGGAAGGAUUGGAAGGUAUCUUAGGAAGGGAAGGUAUGCCAAGAGAGUGGGCACAGGAGCUCCUGUCUAUUUGGCAGCUGUGCUUGAAUACUUAGCUGCUGAGGUUUUGGAGCUUGCUGGAAAUGCUGCCAGAGACAAUAAGAAGAACAGGAUAAUCCCAAGGCAUUUGCUUUUAGCUGUGAGGAAUGAUGAGGAGUUGGGGAAACUUAUGGCUGGUGUGACCAUUGCACAUGGUGGUGUUUUACCAAACAUUCACCAAGUGUUGCUUCCAAAGAAGAGCGCCAAGGAACCCAAGUCACCUGCAAAGGCUUAAGAGGAUCAUAAGCUUUUGUUCCAUAUUCCUUUAGAGAAGGAGGGCUUCAUUCUUUUCCCAUUUAUUUUAACUUUCACGAUGGUGUUUUGUAACACCACCUCUUGUGGAAUGAUGUGGAAUGCUGCGCAGUUUCAUAGAUCUGGUUAUGUCAGCUCUUUUCCUGUUAUGAUGAUUCUGCUGGGUGUGGACUAAACUUUCUUGUGAUGAUUUUGAAUUUGAAUGUUUAUUGCAGUUUGUUGAA
This is a messenger RNA of Cryptomeria japonica (Japanese cedar), 809 nucleotides long. Its product is annotated as histone H2A. The transcript has 2 exons. Lineage: Eukaryota; Viridiplantae; Streptophyta; Pinopsida; Cupressales; Cupressaceae. The coding region runs from base 149 to 568 and encodes 139 amino acids. Gene Ontology annotation, molecular function: structural constituent of chromatin; DNA binding; protein heterodimerization activity. Gene Ontology annotation, cellular component: nucleosome. The record is from RefSeq and is a predicted model, not a curated record.